This is a messenger RNA of Chara braunii, 1302 nucleotides long. NCBI's taxonomy places the organism in Eukaryota, Viridiplantae, Streptophyta, Charophyceae, Charales, Characeae. The record is from the annotation of a GenBank genome assembly.
GCGGGGUGGGGGCGGGGGGGGGGAAUGGGGGUCUAAAAUUCUGAUUACCCCAAGGGCAACGAGCUUCAAGAUAUUGCCAUUCAAGUGAUUGGCCCCAGGUUUUUUUUCAAGCCUGUUUGGGAGAAACCGGUGGCGAGGAGCAUCUGCCUCGAGGCCAGAUUCGUCUCUUGCCGAUCCUGAUACAGGGGAUAUUCUCGUGUCAGCGCUUGCUGCGGCCAGCAUGCCAGAAGUCUCUUUACAUCGCAGGCACCCACACGAAGAGGAUGAAUCGAGAUGGACAUACGAGCAACUCUUGGAGUUAGAUAGGAACAAUGUGCGGAGAGGGUUAAGGGCAAAGGAGUUGAGCCGGCUGGAGUGCCGCAAGGUUGAAAUGAGCGAUCCAAAAAUGCAUUGUCAGAUCUGUAUGAGCGACGGCUGCCCUGGAGAAAUGGUUACGACUCUUCCCUGCAAGCAUGAAUACCAUCAGGGAUGUAUAACUAAGUGGCUGAAAGCACUCGACGGUCCAGCCACGUUGGAAUCGGAUGUCGACAGUCUUGUUCGCCUAGGAGGACCUCUGCGCGCGCAGCAUGACUAUUUACCAGCUUGUUUGUUCGUUGAAUAUUCGCUCCACUUUCGUGGAUUGUACACUUGGAGGCGUAAUACUGUUUUGCCUCGAUAUAAGAGCAGUCUUCUGUUGUCCGAUAUUGGAUUUCGUGUUGCUCUCAUGCACUGGCAAACCAUUGCAUGCUGCCGAUGGCGCGAGACCCAUUACAGCAGAAGAGCCUCGCACAUGAAGAUUACGACGAGUAGGGUGUGCGCGGCGUUGAGGCGUGAAACCAGUUGUUGUCGCAUGCUGGAUAUCGUGAAGGAGGUAGGAGAGGUCGAUGCAGAGUUGGGUGAAGAGGAGGGUGCCCGUGACACUCAAAACAUUUUCACAGAACUAUUGCAUGCCAGAGGAACGUCGGCAGCAGGGGACUCUGCUCUUCGAAUGGGGUCCACAUGGCACUGACAGCCGCAGGGCUGUUGACCUUACCUCUUGCCUGCGGCAUCCAGGAGAGGGUAUACUGGCACUUCGAACUUUCGACGACGAAUCUAGGCCCAACUUCGGAGCGCAGCCUAAGCCCAACCAAGCCCAAAUGUGCAAGCUACCCAUGAAUUGCAUGCCCGAACAGGAAAUGCGGUUGAUCUGUGCCUGUAAUGUCAUCAUAAUAGAUUAAUUGGCGAACGGGUGGAAAACCUCUCAUGGUUUUCUGUGGCACAAGGCGAUUCGAUUCCGGCAAUUGCACCAAGAGUACGAGUGACCAAUCAAUCGGUAAUACGAUC